Messenger RNA from Linum trigynum, 2871 nucleotides. The record is from the annotation of a GenBank genome assembly. Lineage: Eukaryota; Viridiplantae; Streptophyta; Magnoliopsida; Malpighiales; Linaceae.
CGUGUCCGGUAAACCGACUCCCCCAACUUCCUGCUCGGCUGCCGAUACCGCCGGUAAACCGUUUACCGGAUUACCGUUUACCACCCCUACGGACAGGGGAAAAUGCAAAGGGAGGUCGUGUAACACCCUAGUCCGGCUGGACACUAACUUUAUCAAAAUACCCUUGAUAAAUCGUAAACCAAAAUAAGAACUGAAAAGAGUUGGAAAAAUAGCGAAAGCUUUUUACAAAUAACUUUAACGUUUGCUGAAGUAAACUGAAAUCUCUUAAGAGUAAGCCCUAACACUUGGGCAAACCUCAACCAUAGCAUCUUAAUAUGAAUCUCCGGUCUAUACUCAUAAACGUAAAGGAAUAACUAAAACUCUACUUUGUUAUCUGCUCGAAUUCGAUCUCUGACACCUUCAGACUUCAGUUACGCUUGUACUAUCCUCCUCUAGCUGGCUUGCCUAGAACGGUUCCAUCGAUCUCGCUGCUCUCUAACUGCUCUUCUAGCUAGUUGCUAUCGAUCUGGUUCUCACUCAUUCCUUUACUAAGGCCUGGUGAGUGAGUUGGGGUCAAUCUACACCCUUACGUUUUAAACUUUCUAAUAAUUUUACACUUCUUCUCAAACACUUAAACUCAAUAUGAGGGAAGUUGUUUGUACUUCCAUUCUGAAAAGCUUAACUCUUAAAACUGUAUGGGAGUAACUGUUACUCUCCAUUCUUAAAGCUUAAAUCCCAACUUAAAUACUUGACUGACACGGGGAUCCCUCGCUAGCUAGUCCGGUUGCCCAACUCAUACGUAUGAGAAGCCCUCCAGGCUUUUCUUAAACUUAAACUUAUCGUGUACGACUCUUCUUCCACGAUUUUCAAGAGCAUAACUGCUGCUCAUCUUAAAAAUCUCAAGAGCAUAACUGCUGCUCAACUUAAAUAUCUCAAAUGGCAACAGACGGACGCUAAUGACUAAAAACACUUAAAACGACUUCACCUCCAUUGAAGGUGAGUUACUUCUUAAAAAGGAACUUGUUCUUAAACUUUAACAAUAACUUAUACUCGUAAAAUUUCAAAGUAACUAAUAAUCUCAAACACAUUCACUUCAAAUCAUAGCUCAAACAAAGCAUAUAUAAUCAAUCUCAAACAAGAAUCAAAUACUGCACAUACAUCUCGUAAAUCAAUACUUGAAAAUACUCAAGCCAGAUAUUUGAAAAACCGUAAGGCAUAGAAUUUACCCCCUUUACACUCACCUUACUUUCAUCGGAACUGGCUCUGAUUUUGCUCCAAAGUUUCCAUACUCGCUUCCAAAAUAUUAUCCUUAUUAUUGUAAUGUUCGCACUCCAUGCAAUUGCUCUUGCUCCUCCAAGUCAGUAAUCGAGACGGUGACUGGGUCGCACGAGUUCAUUGUAAAGGGUUUUUCUCUCGGGAAAGGUAUCGGAGUUGGGAAGUACAUGUCCAGUGAUAUUUUCUGUGUGGGUGGCCAUGACUGGGAGAUCCGGUUUUACCCGGAUGGGUGGAAACUCGUGGAUGGAAGCUCUAAAUCUGGCUUCUUUUCGGUGGGCAUUCGUUUGGUCAGCGACGCUGGUGAUUCGGGCAUUAGGGCCUCGUAUGAGUUUACCUUCUUGGACAAGAGAGGGAAAGAGUUACCAGUGGGCUUGUCCGGCCGGCCAUCCUCUAUGAAGAAAGGAUACGAGUGGGUUCAAGACAUCAAGGAAGCAAAUCAAGGAAGCAAGUAUGUACAAAAUGAUUGCAUCAUCAUUCGAGGCACUGUUCGAGUUCUUGUUCUUGCGAAUCGGCUUGAAGGUGCCAAGCAGGGUUCCAUUACCGUACCCGACUCCAACUUUGGCCACGGUUUCAAGGAGCUACUGGAAUCUGAAGUUGGUUGGGACGUUGUGUUCCACGUUGGUGAUGAGGCAUUUCGAGCUCACAAGUCCAUUCUUGCUGCGCGAUCCCCUGUUUUCAGAGCCCAGUUCUUUGGACCAGCAGGGAAUCCUAACUUGAAUGAAGUUACAGUGGAUGAUAUUCUUCCCUCCAUCUUCAAGGUGAUUCUCCGAUUCAUAUACACAGACCAACUUCCUGAUGUGCAUGAUAUUGUUGGCUUCUCGGCAUCCAUGUCAGGUGCUGCCAACGUCACCCAACACCUGUUAGUUGCUGCUGACCUCUACAACUUGGACAGGUUGAAGGUGUUCUGUGAAUCCAAGUUAUGCAAGGAGCUUACCGCCGUAUCGGUGGCCACCACACUAGCAUUGGCUGAGCAGCAUCAGUGCGCACAUCUCAAAGCUGUCUGCUUGAAAUUUGCAGCACAUCCCAUCAACUUGGCAGGUACGUCUGCAGUUCAUGUAUCCUAAGUUUAAGUUAUGUCCAUUUCCCAAUAUUUCUUUGCUAUGGAACUCAACCCUCAAUUAAUCAUGGCAAGUAAUAAUAUAUGUUAGCCUCUGCAUGACAGUGAUGAUGAAAUCAGAAGGUUUCAAACAUUUAGAGGACAGCUGCCCGACAUUGUUGCGCGAGUUGCUGAAGACGAUUGCAUCAACAGAUGAUAGUGGGGCUAGGGCCAGGCCUUGUCGCAGUGAACCGCUUUGUCCGUCCAGACAAACUGCACCGCAAAGCUUGUGGUCUGAGAUGUGGUCAACUUUUCGUGUCGUUUUCGAUUGGUGGUGGUUCCAAAUGGAACCACGCAGUUUAAAAAUAAUUCACUCACUGAACUGAAGAACAACAAGCGGUAUUGUCAAUAGUGCAAAUGGAUGAGACACUAGAAACCGAUGGUGGGCCUUGGUGUGAUUGGGAAACUCCAUUGACGAUGGUGUACGAGAAUUGACUGUUAAUCUCGGGAUAAUUGCGUUGCAUUUGAGAAAUUUUAAUUUGCGAUGUUUUGAGUUUUUUUAUUAAACUAGAUAUGUCCGC